AUGACGGCCGACGCCACAGCUUUUCGAAAGGCCACUUCAUGGAAGAUUGAAUGGAUCGGAAAUAACAACGUUGACAAAACCGGCACACAGGAUCAUGUGUUACGCCAUCUGACGGACGAAAUGUUCCCGAUCUUAUCCUUCACGGCAAAGAAGGGCCGGUUGUGGUCCGCCGUCACCAGGGAACAGCUGUGCAAACUUCUCAGGUGGAAGGCCGGGAUUUACAAGAUUCUUGUGCCUGACCAUGUGCGGAAACUCUACUUUGACGUGGACAAGGCCGAGACCCCGCUAAGCGAAAUCAAGAGGGUCAUACUCGGGGAGUUUCAAAAUGCCCGACUCCAGAUAUCGGGCAGAGAAGGGUCCUGGCACAUCAUCCUUUCAAAUUACUACGCGCAAAACCUGGAGGCUAUGGGACCCGUUGUGCGUUUCGUCCAUCAAUACAAAGAGCUAGGAUUUGACACCCAUGUCUACACGAAAAAUCGAAACUUCAAGUGCAUCAACCAGGCGAAGCCCAAUCAACCCAGGCAAGCUUACAUCGAGGGAGACGCGGAAUGGUCAAAGCAUCUAGUAAUGCACGAUUUUGACGACCAUGCUGUUGAUAUUGCGACGCUCUCUUUUCCCAUGCUUCCAGAACUCGCCACGAAACGGCGAGACGGCUCCCCUGCCACCAAGUUAAGCAUCCUGGCUUUGCCAAAGAAAACGCUCAAAGUCCCCACCGAUUUCGGUUGGCUCACCGCAGAACCUCUCGGCAAACUUGCCAUCUUGCCCUGCGCCAAGCGGGCGGAAGACGGCUUUCUUCGGCACGACAUUAUCUGGCGUGUCAUGCUCUGGUGUUGGGACGUUGGAAUUGACUAUGAAUGUUAUGAUCUCGACGACGGGGGCGGAAGCGAAGUAGAGAAGACAGGGCGAGUGUGA
This is a messenger RNA of Fimicolochytrium jonesii, 912 nucleotides long. RefSeq lists its product as uncharacterized. The record is from RefSeq and is a predicted model, not a curated record. The coding region runs from base 1 to 912 and encodes 303 amino acids. NCBI's taxonomy places the organism in Eukaryota, Fungi, Chytridiomycota, Chytridiomycetes, Spizellomycetales, Powellomycetaceae. The transcript has a single exon.